AUAAUAAUUGUAUUAAUAGACUGGUGGAGGACCUGGACCUUUGUAUUUUAUGGUUUCAAGAAUAUUCGAAGGAAUUUAUAAAAUCCCACAAGAUUAGUCCAGAUGUUUAUAUACAACUAGCAUUACAAUUUACACACUUUAGAUUGCAUGGAAACUUAGUAGCAACUUACGAGAGCGCAGGCAUUCGAAGAUUCGCAUUAGGAAGAAUCGAUUGCAUCAGAGCAGCCAGCCCGGAAGCUCUGGCCUGGGCGAAGGCCAUGUGCCAAGGGGAUCCCGAAAGUCAAACCACGAAUCAGCAAAGCAACACCCUAGACGAUGGCACCAAAAGAGUUCAGUUCACCAUUUACAGUCAAGAGAGGAUCAAGGAGCUGUUUGAUUUGGCAGUACAACGACAGACUAAGGAAAUGAACGACAACAUAAAUGGUUAUGGAAUCGACAACCACUUAAUGGGCCUCCGUUACGCCGCGCAAGAAGCUGGAGAGCCAAUCCCGGAUAUUUUCACUGAUCAGGCUUAUAAGAUCGUCAAUCAUUUUGCUCUUUCCACGUCACAGGUAACUUCGAAAAACGAUGCAAUCAUUGGUUACGGUCCAGUAGUGCCAGACGGUUACGGUUGCGCUUACAAUUUGAGAAGCAACGCCAUCAUAUUUUCUGUAUCUGCUUUUCAUAGCGAUGGCAGGACGAACGCAACACGUUUCGCUCAAACGCUCAAGCAAAGCUUAUGGGACAUGGCAGACAUGUUAAACAGAGCGAAUCAGAGAUAAACUGGCGACUAAGAGAUAAAGUCACGCCAAAGCAAAGUAUUAAGAUGCUAGAUAGAAAUAAUGAUCAUUUCUCGGUUGCGAGUCCGAAAUCAUAUCGAAAGGAAGUAUACUCGAGCUCGUCUGAGAAAGUAUUUAGCGUAGUACGAAUAGUAAGCGUUUAAGAGAACUGUUCGCAUUAGAACUCACACAAUUUGCUAGAUAUCGCUGAUUUGAUUCCUCUUUAAAAUCAUGAAUAGGAAUAGAACAGAACCGAUGCAAAAACUUUCUAUAUCUAUUUCGAAUAAUCUGUUUCCAAUGAAUGCAUUUUAGCUAAUAAUUCUACAUAUCAUAGUGAAUUUUGUAUUUGAUUGUUCCCUCGAUUCAUGUUCGUGAUAUAAUAACGCAAAUACGAAUAGAAAUAACCAAAAGAAAUUGUGUCAUUUGAAAGAAAUUUUGUCUCGCUAUUCUUCCCAGUUUACAUAUUUGAUAUUUAAUAUCUUCUUUUAAGUAUUGUAUAAUAUUGUCGAUAAUUUUUCUGAUAAUUAAAGAUAGUAAGUUUGUUUGUAAAAAAUACUAAUCUAUGGUUAUCUUAAUGAAACUGUUUUAAUUUUAUUUUAAAAUUAGAAAAGAUAUACAUGUUCCCAGGGGCAGAGUCUAUUAAGUCAAACUUUUCAAGCUUUAAAGGAGAGGAAAUCAAAGUUGCAGAAACUUUGUAACAAAAUGUGCAACUAUUAUCAGUUUUACAUUUUUAUAUUAAAAACUAAAGGAUUAAAGAACGACAAAAUUCUUAUCGUCGGGAUAACUUUAAUACGGGUAACGUAAAAUGUCUUUUUU
Bombus impatiens (common eastern bumble bee) is the source of this 1574-nucleotide messenger RNA. RefSeq names its product choline O-acetyltransferase. Gene Ontology annotation, biological process: acetylcholine biosynthetic process; neuromuscular synaptic transmission. Gene Ontology annotation, molecular function: choline O-acetyltransferase activity. The coding region runs from base 258 to 761 and encodes 167 amino acids. The record is from RefSeq and is a predicted model, not a curated record. The transcript has 4 exons. Gene Ontology annotation, cellular component: neuron projection; cytoplasm. Lineage: Eukaryota; Metazoa; Arthropoda; Insecta; Hymenoptera; Apidae.